Cyprinus carpio (common carp) is the source of this 3258-nucleotide messenger RNA. RefSeq names its product forkhead box protein O6-like. The record is from RefSeq and is a predicted model, not a curated record. Gene Ontology annotation, biological process: regulation of transcription by RNA polymerase II. NCBI's taxonomy places the organism in Eukaryota, Metazoa, Chordata, Actinopteri, Cypriniformes, Cyprinidae. Gene Ontology annotation, cellular component: nucleus. Gene Ontology annotation, molecular function: RNA polymerase II cis-regulatory region sequence-specific DNA binding; DNA-binding transcription factor activity, RNA polymerase II-specific.
GGGAUGGAAUUUGAAUACGAGCCGCUGUCUGAACACAUGCAUCCAUUAUUUCUGCAAGCCAGUCUCACUUCAACAUGAUGCGCUCUCGUCUACAGCAUGCAUCUCUCUCCUCAUUUGUGAGGUGGACCCACUGAGGCGUUUCUGAGAAUACAGUAUCACCUGACGACUUCUACCUGGCAUCGGCUUAAGGACAGAUGAUGAUGAUAGAGGAGGAUGAAGCGGAGGCUCAUCAGGUGGAUAUGGAGUCGAAUUUGGUCAGCAGACCUCGUUCAUGCAUCUGGACGAACGACUUCUCGUGUGAGGUGAACGCGGAUCUGUCGCUUAAUUUCUCAAUUUUUAAAGUAGAUUCGGACCAUGUUCCAUCACCGGCGUGCAGGAGGAGGAGGAGGAUGCUGGAUACCGGAGGAUUUCACGACUUUACGGGAGCUGCGCUGCGCAAAACCAAGGCAUCCUCCCGGCGGAACGCGUGGGGAAACCAGUCCUACGCGGAGCUCAUCACCCGAGCCAUCGAGAGCACACCCGAGAAAAGACUCACCCUGUCUCAGAUCUACGACUGGAUGGUCCGAUAUGUGCCCUAUUUCAAAGAUAAAGGAGACAGCAACAGCUCUGCCGGAUGGAAGAACUCCAUCCGCCACAAUUUGUCCCUGCACACACGUUUCAUCCGUGUGCAGAAUGAGGGAACUGGCAAGAGUUCCUGGUGGAUGCUGAAUCCAGAUGGAGGGAAGCUGGCAAAAGCUCCUCGCCGUAGAGCUGUCUCAAUGGGCAAUGGCAACAAGCACUUAAAGAGCAAAGGGCGAGUGAACCGUAAGAAAAUGGUUAGGAAAGCAGAGCAGGGUACAGAGGCAUUUUUGGGGUUCUGUAGCUCUCCAGAGCAUUGCAGUCCCUCUAGGAAGUCUGGAACUGGUGGUGUGGUGGCUAGGGAGGAGUUUGAGACCUGGACAGAUCUCCAUUCACAAGGCAGCUCUUCAGCGUCAACUCUUAGUGGUCGUCUAUCACCAAUUCUAGCCGAGGGGGAAUUGGGGGAACCUGAAGCAGAGAGGAUAUCCUGUUCGGCAUCUCCACACCUGUACCCCAGUCCCUCCAGUGCCCACUCACCUGCAUCACACUGUCCUGCAGAUCUCAGAGCAACAGUCAGCUACCAGCAGCACCAAUCCCCAUGUCAUAAACAGCCUUCUUACCAAUACACCAGUGAAAUGAAGGGCCAGGACUCUAGCUGCGAGACAGUUUAUGGCCAGCCAGAUGUGGGCAUGGUUCGGCACAAUUCCUCCAUGCAGAAUAUUGAGGAGAGCUCCAGUAGCAUGCAGGCCUACAAGGGCUCAAGCACUCUCCAGAGUUUGCUGACCACAGGACCCCAGUUCCUUGUCAAGGACAUGAUACUUGGAAAAGAGAAUGGGGUCAACUCAAUCUUGGUUGCUCAAGGAUCCAAAGAUCUGCAUCACAGUGAGAAUAAUGACCCUACCACUAACCCUUCCUCCAAACCAUUUCACAGACACAGCAUUAUUCAGAAUUUGGGCCAGGACCAUCAGCCUGCAUUGGUCCACUCUCAGCCCAGUAAUGGACACAUGCAGUCGUACAUACACAAUGCCCCUUACCUAUAUAGUCCCACAGUCAAUGCACAUCUUCCGGCAUCCACCACUCUUCCCCAAAACCCUGCAGGCAUGCAGGGAAUCUCACAGGACUCCUGCCACCUUGCUACAGCUUCAUACCCACAAUGCCAUUCCUAUAUUUACACAGAUCCAUAUCAGCACAGUAUGGAAUAUGGACUGUACCACCAAAAUCAGGGGACGGGGACAGGUUGCCACAACUACCACCACCCUCAUCAGCUCUACCCACGCGAGCGGCUGCCAGCAGACCUGGAUAUGGAUGUAUUCUACAGCAGCCUAGACUGUGACAUGGAGUCUAUACUCUUACAUGACAUUAUAGACCCAGGAGAAGAGAUUGAUUUCAAUUUUGAUUCCUCACUGGCACAAGGAAUGGGCAUGGGAUUUGGAUUUAUGGGCACACAGCAGAGCCACAGCAAACAGAGCUGGGUUCCUGGAUAAAUGCCACAGAAUCAUUGAAGAAUGUUUGCUUAAGACAUAACUACCUACUGUACAUGCCAGCCAGCAGUGGAGUCCCAACACUCCACCACAAUUCAGGGUGAAUACACUGUGCUGACACUGAAAUGAAAUCAAGAUAGAAGUCUCUCUUUUGAAAAUUGACUUAAAAUUUAUGUUGUCUGUUUAUUACUGCUUGUAUGUCCAUGUUCUAUCUAUGUUGUUUGUCCGUGUAUUGAAAACUAUUCUGUUCCACUUUGUUCCAUUUGCUGUGAGUGAAACUCCUUUAGUUUUGCUGACUGAACCAUGAUGACAAUCUAAGCUAUGUUACCCAACACUGUUUUGUUCUUCAGUCAAAUCUAUCUUGUGCACUUUAACUACAUUAAACAAAUCCAUGUUUAUAAUUUCACCCUCAGAAAGAAGGAAUGCUUGGGACUCAAAAGUAGCAAAACCUGGACCUGUAUCAAUUUUAUUAAACAAUUCCUAAUGGGUGCUACAAACUGCUAUGUGUAUGUGGUGUCUCAAUGAUUACUCAUUCUUAUUCUCCAUCCCAAACAUGUCUCUUGUCCUCUUGAACAAAGCAAGUGGCUAUUUAGUGGGGUCUGCCCUUGUGUCAAAAAGUCUUAUUUUAUUCCUCUAAAUUUGUAUCUAACUCCAUCUCAACAUGUCUAAACACCAUUCUUUAUUCAGGUGCUGGGGCAGCAGGAAAUGCUUAAUACAUUAUUAUUAUUUUAUUUACUUAUUUAUUUAGUUAGUUAAUUUGAUUUUUGUGAUCAAUUGACCAGUUUACCUCCUUGUGAUUUUAAACCCACAAGCAUAGAUCAUAUCCUGUUGAUGCUUUAUAACUGUAGUGCUGCUCUAAAUAGCUCACUGCAUUACAAAAUUCUGAAAGGAAACUCUACUAUGAGAUUUCUAAACUAUUGGUAUGUUGAUACAGACAUAUGAUAAAUAAAAGACAACAGUCUAUGAAACUGAUGCGUCAGAGAGACUCUUUCGAGAUCUUUGUGUCUGUGUCCUGAUAUUUCAUGUUGCUUUCUGUGUUUGAAACAGAAUCUUUGUUUUGUCACUGUAUUCUGACUCUUAUUUUGUACAAACAAUAUAUUGAGAAUAUUGUUUUAUAGUUUUUAAAACGUUAAAAGAUGUUUACUGAUUUCAUUGCUUAUUUCUUUUUUAAGAGAAUGUUUUCAUCAUUUGUUGACUGCUAAAUAAAUGAGAAGAUAAU